AGCCGACUUGGAAGGACUGUGGGGACAUGGAGAGACUGGCCAGGGAGUCAGCACUGAAAGCCCUGGGGACAGAAGGCCUCUUUCUCUUUUCCUCCCUGGACACUGACGGGGAUAUGUACAUCAGCCCCGAGGAGUUCAAACCCAUUGCUGAAAAGCUGACAGGGUCAACACCUGCCGCCAGCUACGAGGAGGAGGAGCUGAUCCCUGACCCCACGGAGGAGACGCUCACCAUAGAAGCCCGAUUCCAGCCUCUGCUCCCAGAGACCAUGACCAAGAGCAAAGAUGGGUUCCUAGGGGUGAGUCGGGACACUGGUGGCCCAUCAGAGUCUGUUCCCCACAGGAUCCAUGCCGAGUUCCAGCUCAGCGAGCCUCCAGACUUCCCCUUCUGGUUCUCCCCAGGCCAGUUCACUGGCCACAUCAUCCUCUCGAAAGAUGCCACCCAUGUCCGUGACUUCCGGCUCUUCGUGCCCAAUCACAGGUCUUUGAAUGUGGACAUGGAGUGGCUGUACGGGGCCAGCGAGGGCAGCAGCAUGGAGGUGGACAUUGGCUACGUACCCCAGAUGGAGCUUGAAGCCAUGGGCCCCUCAGUGCCCUCGGUGAUCCUGGAUGAGGAUGGCAACGUGAUUGACAGCCGCCAGCCCUCAGGGGAGCCCCUCCAAUUUGUGUUUGAGGAGAUCAGGUGGCAGCAGGAGCUGAGCUGGGAGGAGGCCGCCCGGCAUCUGGAGGUGGCCAUGUACCCCUUCAAGAAGGUCACCUACCUGCCGUUCACCGAGGCCUUUGACCGAGCCAAGGCUGAGAACAAGCUGGUGCACUCAAUCCUUCUUUGGGGGGCCCUGGAUGACCAGUCCUGCUGAGGUUCAGGGCGGACUCUCCGGGAGACUGUCCUGGAAAGUUCGCCCAUCCUUGCACUCCUCAAUGAGAGCUUCAUCAGCACCUGGUCCCUGGUGAAGGAGCUCGAAGACCUGCAGAGCAACCAGGAGAACCCAUCCCACAGGCAGCUGGCUGGCCUGCACCUGGAGAAGUACAGCUUCCCGGUGGAGAUGAUGAUCUGCCUGCCCAACGGCACUGUGGUCCACCACAUCAAUGCCAACUACUUCCUGGACAUCACCUCCAUGAAGCCUGAGGACGUGGAGAACAAUGUCUUCAGCUUCUCCUCCACCUUUGAAGACCCGUCCACGGCCACCUACAUGCAGUUCCUGAAGGAGGGACUCAGGCGCGGCCUGCCCCACCUCCACCCCUAGUUGCCUGCUGGGCUGGUGGGAAGCCAGGCUGGACAGGACCUGGUAAACAGGCCCCGCAGGCCCCUGGGCCAGAGUGGACCCUGGCCCACUUCAGACUUGAGACCCUCCCCACGCCCACUCCACUCCUAGGCUGCUUUGUGGCUUUGAAGUCAACUGAGGGCAGCCACCUAGCUUUGCCUCAAUGACACGGGUAGCUUAGAGGGGGCCCGAGCUGACAGGGUGAAUGAGCUGUGAUCUCUGGUACCACCAUUAGCCCUUCCCUACCCACCUGGCUCCAGAUGCCACCUGGGAUUCCCCAACACUGGCCCAGGUGACCUACCUGGACCUCCCUCACCCAGUCACAUAGUCCAGCGGGGAGAAGUGGGCCAGAAAGAAGGGGACCUCCUCUCCUGCUUCUUGCCCUCCUCCCAAAGGAAGCACCCAGGACCGUGGCUGGGGACCAGGCUGCCUUGUAGCAUUGCUGUCUGCAGAGCCUGCCUUCCUGCCACACCCCGGCUGCUCUCCUGUGUAUGAUGUCCCCAGCUGGGGUCAGCCUCAGCUGGAGACAGCCUGCUGGAGCCUGUGUGCAGGGCCUCCUACUAAGGGAAGCCACCCUGUGGCGCUGCUGCUCCCCAGCCACACACAGACCCAACAAUAGGUCUCCAGAACCUAAUUAGGAAAUUGGGGAAGUUACUGUGAAGCAGGCUCCUGCUUUAGCAGGGGGCCCCUGAGGAGUCCCUGAGGCCCAGGGCAGGGCAUUCCCACCACCUGCCUAGCACAGGGUCACAGCAGGACUGCUGGAGCCAGUCCCCAUCACACUUCUUCACCACCCCCCAGACCCUGACUCCAUAGAAGAUAGCCCAGCCAAAGAACAGCCUGUCCCAGAGCCAGCGCUGUCCAGGCCACUAGGGGUACCUCAGACCAGCUCAUCUACCACUGGGUGGCCACCAACUCUCCUUGGCCACUCUCGAGGCCUUGGUCCAUUUCCUGAGCCACUGACUACAGCCAGUCUUUUUUAUACAUGCAGAAAAGUGUUUUUAUGUGAACUUUCUCACAUUUAUAGGUAUUUUUUUAUGACCCCUGUGCUGAGGAGGAAGAAGGGGGCAGUGGCCUCCCCCAGCAGCCGCCCCAUGACGGCUGGAUCUGAAAUCCUAGAUGGACCCAGCUUGAUGUCUUUGCAGUUGCAUGCAUGGGAAGAAAUAUGCCUCCUCCUUCUCCUCCCCCAGCUUUUUAAAAACAUCCUAGAGGAUCAGAAUACCCCACUCCACCCUGCCCUCCACCCAGGAGGCCCUGGGACUACCCUCAUUAAGGCCUUAAAAUCAGCCCAUGCCCCAUUGCCCCAUUCUCUUCCUGGUCCCCUCACCCCUCAGCUCAUCCUGACAGAGGAAGCAGGGGGCAGACUUCCUCAGACACUCCCUGCCCUGCCUGCCUGCCCCGGGAGCACAGCCUGGGAGCCUCCAUUUUGCACCAAGUAUGACAACAGCAGCCAUUGCCCAGAGCCUUCUCUCCGAGGCAGUAUUUCCCACUUAGUCGCUACAACAAAAAUGUGAAGUGGACAGCUAUUUCCCAUUUUGUAGAUGAAGACGUUCAAGUCUCAGGGAAGUGAAGUGACCUGCCCCGUGGUCACUCAGUGCUGGAACUGAGACAGCAAACCCAUAUAUGACUCCAAAUCCUGUGUCUUGAUUUGGGGGUGCUUUGACAUUGCACCCUGCUUCUCUCCCUGCCUGUUUCCUCUGAGUGGAAAAGAAUGCUUUUUAAAUCAUCAUGACUCAUCCCCUCUGAUCUUCAGACCAAACUCAGAAUAAAUAGCGGGAGCCGCUGAAUGCAGCCAGGUUCUCUGUCCUUCCAUGCCCCUCACAGGGGGAGGAGGCACCAGUGCCUCCACCAUCUUGCCAGACCCAUCCCAGAGCCUGCUGGCCUCAGCAGAGACCUGGCCUCUCCACCCAGCAAGCUCUUCCCCUCCUGCUGCUCCCAGAGGGCUCUCUCCACACAACAAUCCUGGUCCCAUCCAGGGGCUGAUGGCUUCAGUUUCCUGAAUCCUCAUCAGCUGCCUUUGCCCAUCCCCAGCUGGGGAGGGCCUUCGCCACCCUCUUGUUACCCCUUUGCCUCUUACUUCCCGGGUCCCCAACAUGUCCUAUAAUAAAAUAGGAGAGGCUA
Messenger RNA from Ictidomys tridecemlineatus (thirteen-lined ground squirrel), 3377 nucleotides. The record is from RefSeq and is a predicted model, not a curated record. Lineage: Eukaryota; Metazoa; Chordata; Mammalia; Rodentia; Sciuridae.